AUCUCAAGCCGACGCGUUCACGAGCCUCGUAUAAGCGAUCCACCAUUUGGUUAGGUGAAGGCGUGCUAGCGCGGUGCAUGUGUGCGCAACCACGCGCGAUAGUAUUUCUUGGUUACUAAAAUAACGAGAGACCCACGACGGUCGGCGUGAGACAAAUAUUCAUUAGUGGCUUGGUGGGAUCGGAGGAUUUUUGUACUCGUUUCAGUCGUUCCCGGUGAAUUUAUGCGGCUGUAGAAAAAUGGCACAGAUAGUGACGCAAGUGCUGAGAACGAGCAUCCGGACGAUCGCCAACACGGGAAACUCGAAAAUUCUCAACAUCGGCGGAACCGGAACUGCUAAAUCUUCGGUCUUUCAUUUCCGCUCGAUCGGAACGACACCAGUAACAAGAGUAGCCGAACGAUGGUACACCAGCAGUCACGAGUGGAUCGAGGUCAAGGACAAAGUUGGUACGGUAGGAAUCUCGGAUUAUGCUCAGGAUGCGCUCGGCGACGUUGUUUUUGCUCAAUUGCCCGAAGUUGGAGCUUCGAUUGAAAAAGAUGACGAGUGCGGGGCCCUUGAGUCCGUGAAGGCAGCAUCGGAGAUCGCGAGUCCUGUGAGUGGUAAAGUGGUCGAAUCGAACGAGGCGUUAUCGAAAAAGCCUGGUUUGGUGAACAGCUCGUGUUACGAGGAGGGCUGGCUGUUCAAGCUGGAACUGAAGAAUCCCGAAGAGAUAAAGAGUCUCAUGGACGAAAAAUCCUACAAGGAGUACCUCAAGUCAGAUCCACACUAGUCAAAAUAAUUAAAUUAAACUCCUUAAACAAAAAGACCAAAAAACAUAAAUCUCGAGAUAAAAACGAGAGAGCUCUUGUUCAGUUUUUUCAGCCAAAGAAUUAUGGGAAUUUUUAAAUACAUAAUUUGACGGACUGAAUUCUUGCACGAUUAAUCGAGUUUCGAAAUUCGGUAUCGACGUAACUUACGAGCAACAUUUUCGCAACACAAAGUUUGCGCAAUGGGAAAUUUUCUCUCGUGUUUUUUUUUGCGUCUAAAAUAUGUAACAUCCGCAUUGGUAGUUUGUACGUAGUUAGUUACGAAAAGCGCAUCUCCGAGCUUAUUUUUCUUUUGAUACACUGGGCGGAAUAACAUCACUGCGAUUAGCAAAAAACGUGUGUAUGUGUGUGUUUGUGUGUGUGUAUAUAAAUAUAAAUAUGUAUGUAGUUUGGAAAGACGUUGUUAAUCAUUGACGAAAGCAAGGCCGCGCGAUAACACGCUCCAUUUAUGUUAAUUAAUAAAUUUAUAUUUACAAUCAA
Venturia canescens is the source of this 1286-nucleotide messenger RNA. RefSeq names its product pumpless (gene ppl). The coding region runs from base 239 to 769 and encodes 176 amino acids. Gene Ontology annotation, biological process: protein lipoylation; glycine decarboxylation via glycine cleavage system. The transcript is spliced from 3 exons. Gene Ontology annotation, cellular component: glycine cleavage complex; cytoplasm; mitochondrion. The record is from RefSeq and is a predicted model, not a curated record. NCBI's taxonomy places the organism in Eukaryota, Metazoa, Arthropoda, Insecta, Hymenoptera, Ichneumonidae.